AAGACGACAAAAUGGACCAGAUUGUCGCUGAACUGAAGAAGAUACCGCCUGUGACACGGUUUAUGACCGUUUCGACGGUCAGCUUGACUGUGCCUGUCCUUAUGCAACUUCUGUCGCCGUACAGACUGUUGUUCGUUCCCCAGCUGGUUUUGAAGCACUUUGAGCUCUGGAGGCUGUACACAAGCUACUUCCUUGGAACUCCUAGCAUCAACUUUAUAUUCGAAAUGGUUAUGCUCUAUCGAAGUUCCGACCAGUUGGAGUCGGGCCCGUACGCUGGAAGGUCUUCCGAUUAUGCCUGGCAACUGUUCCUUGCGGCCGGUACGAUUCUCCUCGCAACCCGACCGAUCCAGUCCUACGCCUUUCUUCACCCUCUCCUUGCGUGCCUCGCCUAUGUUUCCGCCAACAUGGCCCCACCAGGCUCUCAAACCUCAUUAAUGGGCCUAGUCACCCUCCCCGUAAUCUACCAGCCCUAUAUCAUGGUCCUAAUGGACCUGCUUAUGGCAGGACCCCGUGCUGCAGCCGAAUCCGUAGCUGGAAUCAUCGUCGGACACGGCUGGUGGUGGUCUAUGUGGGGCGGAGGACGUCUCGGUGAUGAAGGCCCCUUGGCACAGUACGGACGCGCCCCAAGCUGGUUGGUGUCAUGGUUUGGCGAGCGUAGGCGCCCGAGGACCAGUGGAGGCGGUGUGCGCACUGAUACAAGCGGUGCGGCUGCUGCGUUGCGCGCUUCAGGGAUCGAGGUCGUCCCACCUAGAAACCUCCGGGAGUCCUCGCCGUCAGGCCAUUCGUGGGGACACGGUCAAAGGUUGGGAUCCUGA
Molecule: messenger RNA, 815 nt
Organism: Coprinopsis cinerea okayama7#130
Lineage: Eukaryota; Fungi; Basidiomycota; Agaricomycetes; Agaricales; Psathyrellaceae
Exons: 5
Coding region: 12-815 (267 amino acids)
Biological process (GO): endoplasmic reticulum unfolded protein response
Cellular component (GO): endoplasmic reticulum membrane; Hrd1p ubiquitin ligase ERAD-L complex
Molecular function (GO): misfolded protein binding; ubiquitin-specific protease binding
Source: RefSeq, a predicted model, not a curated record